Trypanosoma conorhini is the source of this 2310-nucleotide messenger RNA. Its product is annotated as retrotransposon hot spot (RHS) protein. Lineage: Eukaryota; Euglenozoa; Kinetoplastea; Trypanosomatida; Trypanosomatidae. The record is from RefSeq and is a predicted model, not a curated record. The transcript has a single exon. The coding region runs from base 1 to 2310 and encodes 769 amino acids.
AUGUCUGAGAGGCGCGAAGAGGAAACUCACGCUGCCGCGGAGAGUUCCGCCGAUGCAGUACCGCGCGGACAAUGGUGGGCGAGUUACUGGCCUACCAGCGACUCGAAUGAACCUCCUGCGCAGCGCCGAAGGUUGGAGGAAGCACCUGCGCGGCCACAGUGGACCCUUGAGAGUAUGGUUGAAGACAUACUUAUGGAGGGAAAUUUUGCCUUCAACUUGACGCUGAAUGAUUUCCUUCGUGGUAAAUUCAGCGGCAGAGGAAUUGUGGAGUCCAAUGAGGGCGUCCUUAUGGAAGAGUUUGCUGCGGACCCCAUGAGAUUUAUCCACGACGCUGAAUUAUUGGGCACAAUAAAGGCAUCGGAGCCCUACAACUGGGUUAGGCGCGUGAUGGAACGUAAGAAAAAUAACGAACGGAUUAUCAUGCGCGACGUGGCCGAUCUUCAUCGCAAGGGCGUGCUCACUCUCAAGCAGUGGGGGGAAUUGGGAGCGGAGGGCAUGGAUGGCACCGAGAGGACGCGAAAACUUGACAAAGCGCUACAUGACUUGCGGCUACGGACAAUACUGCUUCAAACGCCGACGCCGGAGGGGUUGUACGAGUCUGUGUACAACGCGACGUGGAGUCAUGUUGUUGAGGCUUCUGACGGUGAAUGGAUGGGAAUGGUGGUGAAAGAGGGCAAACCACCAUUUUCUUGGAAGUACAAAGAGGCUGGUGGAGUUCUCGAAAACUAUAACGAAAAGGAUCAAUUCCAUCCACCACGUCCCAGGCUGAUGAUACUCACCUCGGACAGGGGAUGGCCGUACUCGUGGCGUAUGAUGGAAGCUAUUAACAACUGCUACAUCACCUCUGAGGUGGAGCGGGUGUGGCGGAUCGUCCAGGGCGACCUAAACGGGGCUUUCGUCACUGACGAUAUAAACUUGAUUGACGUGAGGCUGCGCCUUCUGCUUGGGACGCCCGGCAUCGGGAAGUCGAUGAACGCUGGCUCCUACCUUCUCCACCAGCUGCUUCACUACGAUGAUAAGAAACUCCAAGUGGUUGUCUACUGCUUUGGAGGAGAGUUGGCGUACGUGUUUGACAAAACCAAAAAAACGGUGGCGGAAUGCUUUGGUGAGGACAAUAUUAUAACGGUUGUAAACGAGUUGCCUCGGCGUUGCAUGAACGGGUAUGUUAUCUACGAUGUCGAUGAAACAGGUCAUGGACCAUCGGAUGAUCUUCCACCCUCUACAUCAUGGGGCAUGAUUGUGUUGUCAUGCCCACACGAAAAUCAGUUUGAGGCUUGGAGGCGCGUAAUGCGUCCCAGACUGAUUAUAAUGAAUUGCCCCGACGAGAGCGACGUGAAGGCGAUGUGUGCUUGGGAGACGCGUGAUCGCCCUGCACAGGAGCAGGCAGACUACUGGAAGGUGGUUGAAAAACGCAUUUAUUGUGUCGGACCGAUUUUACUUUGCGUCCUCACCGAGGCUGAAUAUGUGGAGCGCUUUAACUCGACUGAGGAUGCCGUGAACUCGAUGACCUCGUCGGAUGUUGAGCAUUGCUCUAUUAUGGGAACUGGAAAACUGUGGCAUGGCGAGAGUGUAUCUCACCAGCUUAUCAGACUUGUCCGAAUAAAGGGGGACAUCGGCUGUGAAGAAUUUCUCAACGCACCGGUCUGCGAGAAACUUUGGCAUCAAGCAUUUGAGAAGUUGUCGACGAUAAUGGAGGAGGAAGAGUUACUGUUGCUUGCGUGGAGGUUGAUGGAUUCUCCUUUGUCAGGCGCUCUGGAAAAGUGUACAGCGCCCGUAUUCAUACUGUCGACCUUUGUAGAUGCGAUACAGUACAAACUCGAGGAACUGCAGCCACCAGCAUGGCGUCCGCGGCGGCCAUGUGCGCUGAGAGUGUGGCCGUCUGACCACCCCAAAAAAUCCGUCCUACUACCGCCACUAGAAUACAAACUGAGGAAGGUUGAUGUAGAGCACGGGGUGCUGUACGUACCGGCUGUCAAAAGCUUUCCGUUGAUGGACGCCUUUUUUUUUCUCAAAUCAUCACAGAAGACGAUGGUUGGGCUGCAGGUGGCAACCUCAAAAAGACGUCACAUUACAACCAGCACGGUGAGACAGUUCAAUGCUUAUAUGGCGGAGUAUUUUAAUGUGGAGGACACUUUUGCCCUGGACUUUUUGUGGGAGAUUAUUUACGUGCAACGUGCAGGCAGCGUGCCAACGCCCACGUGGCAGAGAUGUGGUAUCGUCCAGCAACUGAAUGGAGGGCAAGGCAAAGCGGAAGAAAAAAUUGCGGCAUUUUGGAAUCGGAACGUGCAUCAGUACCAAUUGGAGAUAUGA